GGGGGACCUGACUCUUGCCAGUGCCCGGAUCGCGCAGAGGGCUGCCGCAGAGAACGCAGCAGGACUCACCACGGUAUGCGCGUUGGCUCCCAGAGCUGAGCAGCCGCGAUGUGGCACUGGGCUCUGGGACCAGGCUGGAAGCCGCUGUUGGUGCUGGCACUGACUAGCCUGCGAGGGGCGAGGGCUGCUGAGGAAGAACCGAGCGCAGAUGAGACCUUCCAGGUGAUUACCUUCAAAUGGCACCACGUCCAGGAUCCAUACAUCAUCGCGCUUUGGAUUCUCGUGGCAAGCUUGGCAAAAAUCGUCUUUCACCUGUCCCACAAGGUCACCAGUAUCGUCCCUGAGAGCGCUCUGCUCAUCGUUCUGGGCCUGGUGCUAGGCGGCAUCGUCUGGGCAGCUGACCACAUUGCCUCCUUCACACUCACACCCACGCUCUUCUUCUUCUACCUGCUGCCCCCUAUUGUGUUGGAUGCUGGAUACUUCAUGCCCAAUCGACUCUUCUUUGGUAACCUGGGCACCAUUCUGCUAUAUGCUGUCAUUGGCACUAUAUGGAAUGCAGCCACCACAGGAUUGUCCCUCUAUGGUGUCUUCCUCAGUGGCGUAAUGGGUGAGCUGAAGGUUGGACUACUGGAUUUCCUGCUUUUUGGUAGUCUCAUUGCUGCUGUGGACCCAGUGGCUGUGUUGGCUGUGUUUGAGGAAGUCCAUGUCAAUGAAGUUCUUUUCAUCAUUGUUUUUGGAGAGUCACUGCUGAAUGAUGCAGUGACUGUGGUCUUGUACAAUGUUUUUGAGUCUUUUGUGACGCUGGGUGGUGACAAGGUGACUGGCGUGGAUUGUGUGAAAGGCAUAGUGUCCUUCUUCGUGGUGAGCCUAGGGGGGACUCUGGUGGGUGUUAUCUUCGCCUUCCUGCUGUCCUUGGUGACUCGCUUCACCAAGCAUGUGCGUAUCAUCGAGCCUGGCUUCGUCUUUGUCAUUUCCUACCUGUCCUAUCUGACCUCCGAGAUGCUGUCCUUGUCAGCCAUCCUGGCCAUCACCUUUUGCGGCAUCUGCUGUCAGAAGUACGUGAAGGCCAACAUCUCAGAGCAGUCGGCCACCACUGUGCGCUACACCAUGAAGAUGCUGGCCAGUGGAGCAGAGACCAUUAUCUUCAUGUUCCUGGGCAUCUCAGCUGUGGACCCCCUUAUUUGGACAUGGAACACGGCUUUUGUGUUGCUGACGCUGCUCUUCAUUUCUGUAUAUCGAGCCAUUGGUGUUGUUCUGCAGACCUGGAUCCUGAAUCGUUACCGCAUGGUGCAGCUGGAGACCAUUGACCAGGUGGUCAUGUCCUAUGGUGGCCUGCGUGGGGCCGUGGCCUAUGCCUUGGUGGUACUUCUGGAUGAGAAGAAAGUCAAGGAGAAGAAUCUGUUUGUCAGCACCACUCUCAUCGUGGUCUUCUUCACAGUCAUCUUUCAGGGCCUGACCAUCAAGCCCCUGGUGCAGUGGCUGAAGGUGAAGAGGAGUGAGCAGCGUGAGCCGAAGCUCAAUGAGAAGCUCCACGGCCGGGCUUUCGACCACAUCCUCUCAGCCAUUGAGGACAUCUCAGGACAAAUUGGACACAAUUAUCUCAGAGAUAAGUGGUCCAACUUUGAUAGGAAGUUCCUCAGCAAAGUCCUCAUGAGAAGAUCGGCUCAAAAAUCCCGAGAUCGGAUUCUGAACGUUUUCCAUGAGCUGAAUUUGAAGGAUGCUAUUAGCUAUGUGGCUGAGGGAGAGCGCCGUGGGUCCCUGGCCUUCAUUCGCUCCCCAAGUACGGACAAUAUGGUCAAUGUGGACUUCAGCACACCCCGCCCAUCUACCGUGGAGGCAUCUGUCUCCUAUCUCUUGAGGGAGAAUGUCAGUACUGUAUGCCUGGAUAUGCAGUCCUUGGAGCAGAGGCGGAGAAGCAUCCGUGACACUGAGGACAUGGUUACCCACCACACACUGCAGCAGUACCUGUAUAAGCCUCGGCAGGAGUACAAGCAUCUCUAUAGUCGUCAUGAGCUAACACCCAACGAGGAUGAAAAGCAGGACAAGGAAAUCUUCCACAGGACCAUGAAGAAGCGUCUGGAGUCCUUUAAGUCAGCUAAGUUAGGCAUCAACCAGAACAAGAAGGGAGCCAAGCUGUACAAGAGGGAGCGUGCACAGAAGCGGAGGAACAGCAGCAUUCCUAAUGGGAAGCUGCCUAUGGAGAACCUGGCACACAACUUCAUCAUCAAGGAGAAAGAUUUGGAAUUUUCAGAGCCUGAGGAGACCACCAACUAUGAAGAGACCAGUGGGGGCAUCGAGUUUCUGGCCAAUGUCACCAAGGAUGUAACCUCUGACUCUGGGGCAGGUGACACGGGCUCUGACACACCGCUUACCGGAAGCUUGUCCCCACGUUGGCCAUCCGCUGCGGCCCAGCAGCUCGUGCUCCCCUCACGGCUCGCUAGCCCACGUGCCCCGAGCCCCGCCCCACCUGAGCGCAUCUCGCCUGCCAAUUUUGCCUCUGGUGAACCCGGGACGGGUCCAGAACAGCGGGCCCCGCCCAGCGCGCAUGCUCGGUCUGCGGCUGCGCGCCGUGUACACAGUAGGCGCUCCUUCCAGAGGCCUCGCCCACGCCGCCGCCCUGCUCUGCUUAAGCUCGCUUCUCUUCCGGGCUCUACAGAACUGCCGCCACAUGCUCUGGAGCAAGAAGAGACGCCGUUGUGAUCGUUGCUUGGCCGGCGGCCAGCUCCGAGGGUCUCCUUAGUGGUCCUUCCCCAACCAGCUAAGGUUUCUUAGGGUUCACUGCUCUCUGGGAGUCUUAUGCCCUAGAAAGAACUUUUCAUCCACCGGGCAUCCCUAGGAUACCACACUGCCUCCGCCGUUUUCUUGCCCUGGUUCAGUCCCUACUGCUCCGAGGUGCUGUGCCCCCUAACUCCCUCCACACACACACACACACUGGGCCCAGGCGAGCUCUUGUUAGUGUUUGCAAUUCUUACUCAGAGAGGAGGAAGACCCCUGGGAGGCCUGUGGCGGACCUCUUAUCACUGCUGGUACAAAGGUCUAAAAAUUAAGACUUGCGGAAGUUGCACCGCCCAGAUCAGCCGCACCCUAAAUGGGCAGCAGGUUCUUGUGCAUCCCCAGAGAUACAUGCUCCUGAGGGCCCCCUAUCUGACUCCUUCCAGACUGUCCCACCACCUUGUGGCUUGUAGGAUCAACUGCAGAAAUAUUUGUUCCAAUUUUGGCUCCUCUAGCUCAAGACUUUCUCUGUUCAGCCCCUCCCAGCCUGGGCCUUGUCGCACAAACAAGGUUUCUCGCCUGAGCUGUCUCUAAGUUGGGAACACUGCAGAUGGCCAGGCUGGCUGAGCUAGAGGACUACAGGAACCCUUGGUCAGAACUAAAGCUAGCUCUCUCUGCCUUCAUCUACUGAUGGCAGGGGAAAGCUGGGGACAUAGAAGGGCUCUACGUCACCCAGGAGGGGGUGACAGAAGCCCACUGUCUGGGCAUUUCCCCCCUGUCUCAGGACUUCAGGGCCUGUCUUAGAGCACUGUCCCUCUGGAGUGCUAAGAGGGUGGGCCCUCAUCCCUCAUUACCUUUCCUCAGAAGUCCAAUCUUGAAGAGUCACCUCUGUUUUGCUUCCAGCUCACUUGGCCUGCACCACAGGAUCUCAUUUGAGGGAGGCUGAGAUGAGGCUAAAGGUGGACCUAGGGACCUUCUGGAGACUUCUGAAACAAACCACGCAGCUUUCUGCUCAGGAAACUAAAUACUGUGUCUCAGGAACAAGGCUGACAGUUCCGUUCACAGGAGUCACAGGAAGGUCCGUCAAUUUGUAUUAAUGCUGUAGUUGAAUCAUGGCUAGGAAGAGUGGACAAUUCCCGUUCACAAACUGAGACGUGAAUGAAAACAAAGCAAGUUUGCUCAACAUACUGCAUUCUGCUUCAGAGUGUCGUUCCCCAACUGAGCCUGUCUGUACACUGUUGACUGGCUAGCUCAGACUCGGCCAUUAGAUGCUCAGCAUCUGAUCUCCACAGCCCUUCUCCUUGCAGCAUUUUGACUACUUCUGAAAUGAAGUCCAGCCACUGUAAAAUGAAUGCUGUGGCCAGUGAUUCCACCAGACUGCUCUGGAGCUGCCACUUGAGUACCUCCUAGGUAGGCUGUGUCUGGCUACUGUACCAGGGGUGUUCUGAGAGGCACCUGCCAGCCCCUGCUUUGAAGACAAGUUUCUCAUGCCUGUCUGUGCCAGGCCUUAACACACCACCUGAUCUGUUGGACCUGGGUUCUAAUUCCUACUGCAGAAUUAGAACCUUGGUCUGACUAGACAGUACCUCAGCAGCUGUCACCUUGCAACAGAUACCAAAGCUAGCAGCUAGGUGAUGAAUUUUUGGACACUCUGUCCCUGUGUUUGAGCUGUGCACAGGCCAUGUCCUUUGAGCUUGUGAACCACACCUAGGCAUAGCCACAUGGAAUCAGUUUUGAUAAGAAAGCCUCAUUCACAAAAACCCGUUUCCUGUGCUUAGAUGACACAGUGGCUCCAUUUCAUAGUUGAGGACCCCCCUGUUCCUGUCAUUGUUGUACAAUAGAAUGUAAAAUCCUAUGAAUGUAUUUCCUUAGGAAAACUGUUGUAAAAGUUUUUUAUUAGGAGAAAAUAUUUAUUUAAUACUGAACUUUCACCUACUUUGUGGUACUACAAAGUAUACAAAUUUAGGAAAUUUAUAUUUCCACAUCUGUAUUUUCUUGAAAAUAAUUUUAUUACAGUGUUCAAUAUACUAUGUAUUACUGAUCUUUUUGUGAAAGGAAAUUUAAAGAAUUUCAUCAAAACUAGAAAUAUAUUUUGAGUGGUUAAAAAUGUGUAUUAAUAUUGUGAACAUAAUUAUCGUUUAACUUUGUUUAAUUCUGAUCACAGAAUAAUGUGCCUUAAGAUGCCCCUCCUGUGCACUGGGCAGCAUCUGUACAGGGAGUCCAUCAGCAAAAAUGCAGUGACUGCUUGUCUAAGUCUAUUAAAAACAUUUCAAGGCA
Molecule: messenger RNA, 4989 nt
Organism: Peromyscus leucopus (white-footed mouse)
Lineage: Eukaryota; Metazoa; Chordata; Mammalia; Rodentia; Cricetidae
Gene: Slc9a3
Product: solute carrier family 9 member A3
Exons: 16
Coding region: 109-2700 (863 amino acids)
Biological process (GO): regulation of pH; sodium ion transport; proton transmembrane transport
Cellular component (GO): brush border membrane; apical plasma membrane
Molecular function (GO): sodium:proton antiporter activity
Source: RefSeq, a predicted model, not a curated record